CAGUUGCCGGCAGCAGUUCCGCGAUGGUGGGCGGCGGCGGAAUGGGGGGCGGCCUCCUGGAGAACGCUAACCCCCUCAUCUACGAGCGCUCUGGGGAGCGGCCAGUGACCGCGGGCGAGGAGGACGAGCAGGUUCCAGACAGCAUCGACGCGCGCGAGAUCUUCGAUCUGAUUCGCUCCAUCAAUGACCCGGAGCAUCCACUGACACUAGAAGAAUUGAACGUAGUAGAGCAAGUCCGGGUUCAGGUGAGCGACCCUGAGAGCACAGUGGCCGUGGCCUUCACACCCACCAUUCCGCACUGCAGUAUGGCCACACUUAUUGGCCUGUCCAUCAAAGUCAAGCUUCUGCGAUCCCUUCCCCAGCGUUUCAAGCUGGACGUGCACAUUACACCAGGGACCCAUGCCUCGGAGCAUGCAGUGAACAAGCAGCUUGCGGAUAAAGAGCGGGUGGCAGCCGCCCUAGAGAACACCCACCUGCUGGAGGUUGUGAACCAGUGCCUAUCAGCCCGCUCCUGAGCCUGAAUUUUUGCUCCCAGCCCCACGCAGGGCUCAUGGCCUUGUUUUCUUGAACCACUGACAAUAAGAAACUAACAUUUUGCAUUUUGUAAUAAACCCUUAAUUUAUAUUCAUUUCCCA
Balaenoptera musculus (blue whale) is the source of this 635-nucleotide messenger RNA. RefSeq names its product cytosolic iron-sulfur assembly component 2B (gene CIAO2B). NCBI's taxonomy places the organism in Eukaryota, Metazoa, Chordata, Mammalia, Artiodactyla, Balaenopteridae. Gene Ontology annotation, biological process: iron-sulfur cluster assembly. The record is from RefSeq and is a predicted model, not a curated record. Gene Ontology annotation, cellular component: cytosolic [4Fe-4S] assembly targeting complex. The transcript has 5 exons. The coding region runs from base 24 to 515 and encodes 163 amino acids.